Molecule: messenger RNA, 993 nt
Organism: Calliphora vicina (urban bluebottle blowfly)
Lineage: Eukaryota; Metazoa; Arthropoda; Insecta; Diptera; Calliphoridae
Gene: ND-30
Product: NADH:ubiquinone oxidoreductase core subunit S3
Exons: 4
Coding region: 97-888 (263 amino acids)
Molecular function (GO): NADH dehydrogenase (ubiquinone) activity
Source: RefSeq, a predicted model, not a curated record
AAUUAUAACAACCAUAUUACAUAAACUGUCAAAAGGGAAGAAAAAUUUUGCACGAUUCAGGAGGGACUACGACAAAUCCUGAAAUAAUUGUACAUAAUGGCAGCCUUAAUCAGAAAUUUUGGCUUAAAAUUGAUUACACAAGUUGGUGUUAAAAAUGGUAUGUCAUCUGCUGCUACAAAUGUUGGUGCAAUGCGUUUAGCCAGUUCUGCUGCCGAUGGACAAAAAGCAGACAAACCCACAAUUCGUAAACCAGAUGAGGCUGCGCGUACUAGCCUAUCGGAUUUCGGUCGUUAUGUGGCCGAAUGUAUGCCCAAAUAUGUGCAGAAAGUACAACUGACGGCUGGCGAUGAAUUGGAAGUUCUUAUCGCUCCCGAAGGUGUUGUACCAGUACUGCAAUUCUUGAAGGAUCAUCAUCAGGCACAGUUUAGUAAUCUUAUAGAUAUUGCCGGUAUGGAUGUACCUACACGUAAAUAUCGUUUCGAGGUUAUCUACAAUAUUCUUUCAUUGCGUUACAACUCUCGCAUUCGUGUCAAAACCUACACCGAUGAGUUGACUCCGUUGGACUCUUGCAAUGAAGUCUUCAAGGCUGCUAACUGGUAUGAGCGUGAAAUCUAUGAUAUGUAUGGUGUAUUCUUCGCCAACCAUCCCGAUUUACGUCGUAUUCUUACCGAUUAUGGUUUCGAAGGACACCCACAACGUCGUGACUUUCCUUUAUCUGGUUAUGUUGAGUUACGUUAUGACGAUGAGAAGAAACGUGUUGUCUGUGAACCUUUGGAGUUGGCUCAAGAAUUUAGAAAAUUCGAUUUGUCUGCCCCUUGGGAACAAUUCCCUAAUUUCCGUAAUGCUAACCCUCCUGCGGAGAUUGUUGAAGGUGAAAAGAAGAAGUAAAGAAAAUUAUAUAUAUGCUAUGUUGGUCGAAAUUAAAAAUAUUUGUUAAAAUUUUGAAAAUAAACAUUUAAGGCCUGCUAAUGAAUAUAUUCGGCCACAAGUCAA